Molecule: messenger RNA, 1863 nt
Organism: Pelobates fuscus (common spadefoot toad)
Lineage: Eukaryota; Metazoa; Chordata; Amphibia; Anura; Pelobatidae
Gene: RAB34
Product: RAB34, member RAS oncogene family
Exons: 12
Coding region: 526-1308 (260 amino acids)
Biological process (GO): Golgi to plasma membrane protein transport; phagosome-lysosome fusion
Cellular component (GO): phagocytic vesicle; Golgi cisterna
Molecular function (GO): GTP binding; GTPase activity
Source: RefSeq, a predicted model, not a curated record
CUCUGGAAUAUACAGUCCUGGUAUGUUAUAUAUAAAUAUCACAGAGGACACAUAACAGUCAGGGGGUGUUAUAACUACUCUCUGUAUUCUGAAGCCUGCAGACCUGGGAUGUGUCAUGUAUGUGUAGAGUUUGGAGGGUGUGAUAACUAAACCCUGCAGCUGCUAAUUCUCCAUCCUUGUCCCCUCUGAUCCUUUCUCCAGCUCUGCAUGGGGUGUAAAGACAUUUCCUGAGUGACUGCAGACUACUCCACAGGGGGGCUCAGUCACUCCCAUCACCCCCACAGCACACAGCCAGGACCCAGGGAUAAUAGCCCGGCCACUGAGUCACAGUAACAAGAAGCAGCUGGAGGCAGCUGGCCCGCCUCCUCUAGCGAGCUUCCUUCCCUCCCUCACUACUGCCUGAACUGCUGCUCAGGGCAUCAUCUUCCCCAGCACCCAGAAGCCCUCUUACAGCGUGGCAUCUCCAGUGCCAGUGUCUAAGGAGGUCAUUGUCUUCACUCCCUGCUCUCUGGACUGCUUGUGACAAUGAGUGUUCUUCCCCCAGUUAGGAGAGACCGAAUCGUGGCAGAACUACCUCAGUGCUUUAAAAAAGAAUCAUGUCUUCACACCAGAGAUUCCUUUCACCCCAAAGUAAGCAGUGCAUGUAAACAUCAGCGGACAGGGACCGUGGGCAGAUUUAAGAUCUCCAAAGUGAUUGUGGUGGGCGACCUUUCGGUGGGAAAGACAUGUAUGAUAAAUAGGUUUUGCAAAGACACGUUUGAUAAGAAUUACAAAGCGACGAUCGGAGUGGACUUUGAGAUGGAGAGAUUUGAGAUUUUGGGGGUUCCCUUCAGUUUACAGCUGUGGGACACAGCUGGGCAGGAGAGAUUUAAGUGCAUAGCGUCGACCUACUAUAGAGGUGCCCAAGCCAUAGUGAUCACAUUUGAUCUGACAGAUAUAUCAUCUCUGGGCCACACAAGACAGUGGCUAAAAGAUGCAUUGAAGGAGAAUGAUCCAUCCUCUGUACUACUUUUCCUGGUCGGUUCAAAGAAGGAUCUCACUUCAGCGGCAGAGUACGCUCUCAUGGAGAAAGAUGCUAUAAAGGUCGCUAAAGAGAUGCAGGCUGAAUACUGGUCCUUGUCCUCACUCACAGGUGAAAAUGUAAGAGAGUUUUUCUUCAGAGUGGCAUCUUUGACAUUUGAAGCUAGUGUACUGGCCGAGCUGGAGAAGACAAAUGCCAGAAGAAUCGGUGAUGUUGUUAAGAUAAACAGCAACGACAGCAACUUGUUUCAGACGACAAAGAAAGACAAGGCCAAGUGCUGCCAAUGACACUAUGCUGCCGACGAAAACUGACAUUUGCACUGAAAAGCUUGAAACCAAACGUUGUUUCACAGGCUUGAUCUACAGAAUGAACUUAAUGUCCUGGUGUUUUGCACUGGUCUAAGAAAUUAAGCAGUACUGCAAUCAUUGUUUUUGAUAAGCCACCGUUAUCUGUGCUCACACGGGUAACUACAACAUUGAGCUGUACUACUACUACUCCUCCCUCCUCUGGCAACGGAUAAUGAAAUCUGUGUUUGAUCUUAAACCUAAACCAAAAUGCCAGAGAGGAAUGUAGUCUCCAUAAAAGGUACACAAACACUUUACCGUGUUAAAAUAAAACCCUAUAGAGGGCAAAUGUGUUGAUCACAGAGCGGUAUAUAUAUAUAUAUUUUUUUAAAGUAGUGUUUUAUACUAAGGUAUAUUAUAUAUCAACCUCAUUGUAUUCUGUAUAUGGCUGUUUCAAAGACAUGUUAAGUGAUGCAAAUAUAGGAAGGUACCUCAAUGGAUAUAUAGAAUCCCACACGACCUCAACAAAAUAAGGUUUUUCAAUUAUUUGUUUUUGGG